AUGCCCUCCCGCCCCACAAAAACCACACCAAAAACCACAUACACAUCCCUGCAAAACUCUACUCUAACCCAACGACACAACGCCAAUCCGCCCCCUCAUAGAGCCAACACCACCCCCCUUUUCAAUAAAGACAGAAAAGAAGAGAUGGAAUUCAAGGAUCUAAGUCGGAAAUCGCAGUGGAUAGCGCUGGCGGUGAUGAGUGGUGCCUGCGCGGCUUUUAACGGGGUAUUUGCGAAAUUAACGACGACAGAUCUCACAACCACAUUCGCAACCCACAUCUCCGCUCUCUUCGGCCUCAAAACAAACUCCACAAUAAUAGAAGCUUUAGUCCGCGGUACAUUCUUCACCCUAAACCUCCUCUUCAACUUCAUAAUGUGGGCCUUAUUCACCAAAGCUCUCGCACGCGGCACCAGCACAACCCAAGUAUCCAUCCUGAACACAUCCACCAAUUUCCUGAUCACCGCUAUACUCGGGUACGUGAUCUUCGCGGAGUCGUUACCGCCGCUUUGGUUUCUGGGUGCGGGGUUUCUGGUCGCGGGAAAUGUGAUUAUUGGACGGAGGGAAGAGAAGGAUGGUAGUGAGGGGGAAGGGAGGGAGGGGAGGAGGAGUGGGGAUGGGUUGGAGGGGGAUGGGUUGUUGGGUGAGGAUGUGGAGUUGGUGGAUGAUGGUGGUGAUGAGGUGGAGAGGGAGAGGGGAGAGGGGAGAGGGGAGAGGGAGAGGGAGAGGGAGAGGGAGAGGAGAGAACGGGAGGUUGAUGAUGAUGUUUUGGAUCUUGGUGAUGAGGGGAGGGGGAGUGAGGAUUUGAUGGAUUUGAGGCGAUGA
Molecule: messenger RNA, 822 nt
Organism: Glarea lozoyensis ATCC 20868
Lineage: Eukaryota; Fungi; Ascomycota; Leotiomycetes; Helotiales; Helotiaceae
Product: Multidrug resistance efflux transporter EmrE
Exons: 3
Coding region: 1-822 (273 amino acids)
Source: RefSeq, a predicted model, not a curated record